Molecule: messenger RNA, 2734 nt
Organism: Punica granatum (pomegranate)
Lineage: Eukaryota; Viridiplantae; Streptophyta; Magnoliopsida; Myrtales; Lythraceae
Source: RefSeq, a predicted model, not a curated record
ACAGAACCUUCUUCUCUCUUCUCUUCUCCAUUAAGUCAUACCCCCAUUUCCCCUAACAGUGAGCGGCAUUGAAAUCUGUUCUUGCCCUCCCCACUCUCUCUCUCUCUCUCUCUCUCUCUCAUCAGAUCGAUUCGACACUAAUCACAACACUAAUCCAACUCAAUCCAUUUCUUGUUUUCCUUUCCUUUUUUUUUUUUAGUUCAAGAUUUUGCUUUUCGGGUAUUUUAUGCAAUCCCAGAGAAAACCCUUCUCUGUUUGAUCUUCUCCUUCUUGAUCAUUCAUUGAUUCGAUUUUUUUCCUCCAACAUAUCCAUCGUCCUCUGUCGGGUGCCGAUGAGCAUGUCGUCAGUGAAGUCCCCCUACACAGUCCCGCCGCCCUGCAACCACCUCGCCAGCUACAAGCUCAAGAACGGCCUCGCCGGCUACACCUCCCUCCAAGAAUACCUCAGGAUCGCCCCAAACGGGAAGCCCGCCAUCUCCAAACCCGAUUCCAAGGCACCCGGUUGCUCCUCCUGUAAUGGGUCCCACCAAAGGCUCUACCUUUGCCUCAGCUGCAACUGGAUCUCCUGCAUAGAUCACACCCUCUCCCACACCCGAUCUAGCCUCGGCCACGAGAUCGCGGUGGACAUCGAGCGGGCCGAGCUCUACUGCGGGACCUGCCGGGAUCAGGUCUAUGAUCCCGACUUCGAUCGCGCCGUGAUGUGUAAAUACAUCAGGGAGAUGAUGCCGAGGGGUAGGAAUGGGUUCGAGGGGAUUAGUAUCAUUUCGGAGAGGUCUAGUAAAAGGAGGCGGCUGGUCCCGGGUUUGGACUCGGACUUCUCGGUCUCGAAGCAGCUGAUUUGUUCCGGGGAUCAGAGGGCGAAGUCUUGUUACCCUUUAGGGUUGAGGGGGCUGAACAAUUUGGGGAACACUUGCUUUAUGAACUCCGUUUUGCAAGUCCUGUUAAAUGCCCCUCCUCUCAGGAAUUACUUUCUCAAUAACAAGCAUAACCAAGACGCCUGCCGUAAGGCUUCGGCCGAUCGGUUCUGUUUGCUUUGCGAUAUUGAUGUCAUUUUUUCGGCAGUGUUUUCGGGUGAUCGAAGCCCAUUUAGCCCUGCUCAGUUUCUUUACAGUUGGUGGCAGCAUGCGGCAAAUCUAGCUAGUUACGAGCAACAGGAUGCUCAUGAAUUCUUCAUCUCUUUGUUGGAUGGGAUCCAUGAGAAAGAAGGCAAAGCAAAAGACCUAAACAAAGAUGGGAGAGAUUGCCAGUGCAUUGCUCAUCGGGUUUUCUCUGGGCUAUUGAGAUCAGAUGUCACUUGCAUGGCCUGUGGAUUUACUUCCACAACAUAUGAUCCUUGUAUGGACAUUUCUCUCCACAUGGACACGAACAGUUCUCUCUCAGCCGACUCACCGAACAAAGCCAAUAAAUCUAGCGGCAAUAAUAUGGGCAGCUCCAGUUCAACCCUCAUUGGAUGCCUGGACCUGUUCACGAGGCCUGAGAAGCUUGGGUCUGAUCAGAAGCUCCACUGCCAGAACUGCCAGGAGAAGCAGCACUCGUUGAAGCAGCUCUCUAUCCGAAGGCUUCCCUUAGUAUUGUGCUUGCACAUUAAGCGGUUUGAGCACUCUCUCGUGAGGAAGGCUUCGAGAAAGAUUGAUUGGUACUUGCAGUUCCCGUUCUCGUUGGACAUGGGUCCGUACCUGUCCUCCUCGAUUGUUAGGAAGCGGUUCGGGAACCGAAUCUUCCCUUUUGAAGGAGACGAAUCGGAGAUCUCAUCGGAGUUUGAGAUCUUUGCUGUGGUCACUCACUCAGGGAUGCUCGAGUCUGGUCAUUACAUUACCUUUGUUCGGUUGAGGAAUAUGUGGUAUAAGUGCGAUGAUUCGUGGGUGACUGAGGUCGAUGAGAAGACCGUCAGGGCUUCUCAAUGUUACAUGGUCUUCUAUGUGCAGAAGAUGCUUUACUACAAGGCAAACGAGGAGCUCAGUUGCAUCCCUAUCUCCUCGCAGCGGGACGCAUUUCUUCCGGUGGUCGGGUGUUGCUAAUAUGAGAGGAAUCCUUUUUAUCAUUCCGAAAAAUGCCCCAGCUCGCGUAAGGUCCCGUUGCAGGAAAAUAAUCAAGUUCUCUUUUUUUUGCUGGGAUCAGAGAACCCUUCUUGGGUUUGAAAUCGGAGUUUUCUGCCAGUUAUUUUCCUGAAUGGAUGAACCUCAUGCAGAGGCAUCAAGAUUUAGUUCUCCGAUGACGGUUACGGCCAAUAUUUCUGGGAUACUGGGCAGUAAAAUGCAUUUUCUCAUAUGUUUGAACCCAAGUUUACAGGUGGGAAAUCCGAUUGGAGAAAUCCAGGAAAAUUGGCCUGGAGCUCGACGAUAUAGUAUUCCCUUUUCGUCGCAGGAGGCUUCUCUCCUUGUCAUGUACAGGCAAAAGCAAAUUCGAUAACUACUCCAGCCGAUAGAAUUUCGGUCUUAGAGUUAGUUUCAGAUUUCCCAACUAACAAUCAUUUUUCGGUGUUGUCCUUGAUUAUAACAACAUUGAUUCCUACCUGUUUUCUGGUAUCACCUGGAUUCUGGCCUGCUCCAAUUUUCAGCAGAUGAGUUCUGUUUUGUGUGCUUUUUUUUUUUUUUUCCCUUGGUAGAAAAGAGAGAAGAAACACCGUUAACAUUAUCUGUCUCAAACAUUAUCCAUUACCGGAUGGGCAGACAGAGUCCUUACUUAAUAUGAUUGUUAUUAAUGGGGUGGGUGGUAUGACUUGAUGAACGUUUGA